Messenger RNA from Chenopodium quinoa (quinoa), 2311 nucleotides. Its product is annotated as LEAF RUST 10 DISEASE-RESISTANCE LOCUS RECEPTOR-LIKE PROTEIN KINASE-like 2.4. Lineage: Eukaryota; Viridiplantae; Streptophyta; Magnoliopsida; Caryophyllales; Amaranthaceae. Gene Ontology annotation, molecular function: protein kinase activity; polysaccharide binding; ATP binding. The record is from RefSeq and is a predicted model, not a curated record. Bases 10 to 1779 code for a protein of 589 amino acids. Gene Ontology annotation, biological process: protein phosphorylation. The transcript is spliced from 3 exons.
CUUGUAUUAAUGACCAGCUUACCCACAUCUUUUUGCCGGCUAAGCAAAGAGUUCAAGACUUGCAGUAAGCCAUUUAACUGUGGAAACAUAACAAAUUUAAGCUAUCCUUUUUAUGGUUUAGAUAGACCACAAUAUUGUGGACACCCUAAGUUUGAGCUUUUUGGUUGCAAUCAAAACUCCCAGCCAAUUACCAUGAUAAUGUUGUCGCAAACUUUUAUGGUUUUGGGCAUCAACUCGACGUCUUCCGCCAUGAAUGUAGCUAGGGAAGAUUUUAGAACCAGGUCCGGGUGCCCUGCCUCCCUAGUUAACAUCACAAUUGAUUUCUCCAUAUUUCAAUAUACACCUCUUGAUACAAACCUCACCUUGUUUUACGGUAAUUGUUCCUCAGUGUGUAAUCUUACGACGUUCAAAGUAUUCCCUUCUUGUCCUAUGAGUCCUUCGGAGACUUUACCAAUUUGUCUCUUGACUAAAAAGUCGAUGUUGAAAAGUUAUAUCUCAACAGCUUCAUGUCCAAACCAUCUUUUCCUACCAAUCCACUUGUCGGACAAUUUGAUCAUGGAUAGGGUGGGAGAUUACAUACCUCAAGCUGCUUGGAAUGGUACGGAGCUCAAAUGGAGCGCGAAUAAUGGUUUGUGUGAAGCAUGUCUUAGAUCAGGAGGGCAGUGUGGGCAUGAGCCACAUUCAAAUAAGUUCUUCUGCUUCUGCACUGAUGAAUCCAAGUGCCCUUUCCCAGGAGAUCCUCCACACAAGGUCACUCUAACAAAGGCAAAGAUUGUGCUACUAGCUUCUUUUUCAGCUGUUGGAAUUGGAAUUUUAAUUGUUUUAGUCAUCUAUCUAAGAAGAUGUGCAUUAAAGGAGGAAGAUUCUCAGCAGAGAAGGAAGACAGAUGUUGAGGCUUUCUUGAGGAAUCAUGGGACUGUUGCCCUACAAAGACACACGUACUCUGAUCUGAAGAAAAUAACCAAUACCUUCAGAGAUAAACUAGGCAAAGGAGGUUAUGGUGUUGUCUACAAAGGAAAGAUUCCAAACACCGAGUGUCUCGUGGCAGUAAAGAUAUUGAAAAAUUCACAAGGAAGUGCAGAGGAUUUCAUCAAUGAGGUUGCAAGUAUCGGAAAGACAAACCAUGUUAACGUUGUCACACUGUUGGGUUUUUGCUAUGAGGGUCGAAGAAGAGCUCUUGUCUAUGACUUUAUGCCUAAUGGGUCACUUGAAAAGUACAUGUAUGGAAGAAAUAACCAAUAUUCGUUACCAUGGGAUAAAUUAUUUCAAAUCGCAGUUGGGAUUGCAAGAGGGUUGGAGUACUUGCAUCGCGGUUGUAACACAAGAAUCCUCCACUUUGACAUUAAGCCACAUAAUAUCCUCCUAGACGAAAAUUUCUGUCCAAAGAUUUCUGAUUUCAGCCUUGCUAAGUUAUGCCCACAAAAGGAGAGCAUCAUGUCAAUAUCUGCACCUAGAGGAACUGUGGGAUAUAUUGCUCCUGAGGUAUACCUCAGAAGUUUUGGCGGUGUUUCCUACAAGUCAGAUGUUUAUAGCUAUGGGAUGUUGGUUCUUGAAAUGGUUGGGUGUAGAAGAAAAGCCGAGACUGAAAGUGAUGAACAUAGUAGCGAACAAUAUUUUCCUCAAUGGAUAUACGAACAACUCGAAGCAGGGGAAGCAGUUGAUGAGCAACAGAUGUUGAGUUCUGAUGAGAUGGAGAUCCAGAAGAAAUUGAUUUUAGUGAGUUUAUGGUGUGUGAAAACCAACCCAUCGAGUCGGCCAGAGAUGAGUAAAGUGGUGUAAAUGUUAGAAGGAACCAUUGAAUCACUACAAGUUCCUUGCAUCUCUUCGCUUGCUCCCUCUUCCUCCACGCUCACUAGAUCUUUAAGGUUACAGUCACAAACUUCAUCAGAUUAAUAAAAUCUGACACCUGCACUAUAGUUAAAGCAACCAAAAAAAAGGGGCAUUCUUGUCAUACUCAUGUAAUUAGACCAACUUUGGUCAAUGCCUUUAGCUUAACAGCAUUAUGCAAACCUCAGUUUCAGAUUAUUUGCAACAAUUUAGCAUAAAGUAUGAUUAGAAAAUACUUCGUAUCUAAUUGUUACAAAUAAUUUGAAACGGAGGUAGUACUUUGUUAGUUUGUUUCUAAUUCCCGAUCCGUGUGGCUUUUUAUAAAAGUAAAGAAUCUAGCAUUACAAGUUACAACCUUAAUGACAGUACUUGAGCCCGUAACAAUUUCUUAAAAAAAAAAAAGAGGCUGUACUCUGCAAGGGUAAGUGAAGAUUGAAGUACAAACGAUAGUAGUUGGAGAGCUUAUCAUAAACUACUAGAAAAU